UCAGGUCAUCCUCAGAACGUAAUGUAUUUUGUCACUCUACAAAUAUUGUCUGGAUCUACGUUGACACCCAUAACCACUUUCCAGGUGACACACAUAUCUUACCCAACCUGCUUGUUGAGGAAUGCAGCACUCCUUCCCUGGCUACGGGAGAUAUAAAGUAUCGCCAGCCACUGAAACAACAGAGCAAUCUCAAAACCAGGUGUGUUUGUGCCAGAUGGAGAAGAACAGCGGUGUUCGACGCUCUGUGACGACAGGGGAGGGGCGUCAGUGGCAGGGUCUGAGGCAGAGAUGGGGCAUGCUGGGAUUGUUUGAGAUCAAACAGGAUCAUGAGUUUUAUGACCUCACCUCUGUGAUGAAAGAAGGCCUGCAUGCUGCUGUACAGCCCAGUGUGGAGAAUCCACCACCUGAGGAACCUUUGAUGGAACAUUUCGAAUCAGAGGAGACUCAAAUCCACAAGGGCUUUGAGAUGCAGACGUUCGCUGGGCCCGUGUUUGCCAGACUGCGUCGUUCCCUGGGGAUGACUGAGGAGGAAUACCAGGCAUCCCUCUCAUCUGACGGCUGCUACCUACAGUUCAUAAGUAACUCCAAAAGCAAGGCGAACUUCUUUCUCACGAACGACAAGAGGUUCUUCUUGAAGACACAAAAUCAUCGAGAAGUGACGUUUCUCCUGUCUAACCUGAAGGCAUACAUGGACCAUUUGGAAAAAUACCCUCAUUCACUGAUGGUUAGGUUCCUUGGAGUCCACAGCCUCCUUAUUCCAAAUCAAACAAAGAAGUACUUCAUUGUGAUGCAGAGUGUGUUCUAUCCCGAUGAGAGGAUUCACACAAGGUAUGACAUCAAGGGUUGUGAGGUAGGCCGGUGGACCAACCAAAACUCUGGUGACAGCCAUGUGAUUACAGUUUUGAAGGACAACAACUUUAAUGGAAAGCACAUCACUUUGGCUGAGCAGAGAUCCUGGCUCAUGGAACAGGUGGAGAUAGACACCAACUUCCUUCGAAGGCUAAAUGUACUUGACUACAGUCUCCUUCUGGCCCAGCAACCUUUACACCAAGACGAGCUGGACGGGAAGCACUCCUUCCCCAACAUCAUAACAUGCGUUGUAAAAUCCAUGGACCAAGGGGACAGUCCUAUUGAGACAGAUCCCUUCACUGUUCCAUUACCGGAGAAGGAUUCAGGCCAAAAAAUAGCAAGGACUGCAGAUGGUGCUUCAGAACAUGAAGACACUACAGAGCAUCAAUGCAUCAACAGAGUCCCUCUUGAGGAGAUAAACCUUCACUCAACAACGUCCAGUCCAGAGUCCGAACUCCAGGAAUUCCAUGCCCAUCACCGCAGGCUGCUGCCCGACUUCAAAAACUCAGUGCAUGUCAUCGAUGGGCCAGAGAUUCGCUAUUUUGUUGGUAUUGUGGACAUUUUCACUGAGUAUAGUUGGAAGAAAAAGAUGGAGAACAUAUGGAAGAGGAUCCGCUACCCUGGCAGGGCUUUCUCCACAGUCAGCCCCAGUGCCUACUGCCAGAGAUUCUGUCAGUGGGUGCAAAACCAAACCAGAUGACAGAGGGGCAAAGUAGACCAUAGUGACAAGUCAGACAAUAGCAGCACAAUACAGAAUAAGAUUUAUAGGAAAGAACAACUUUGUUAAGACUGCAUAGAUAUUUAAAGGACAAGAGAGUAGUAUGCGUUAUAAACGGGCAUUAUGUAUAGGCCACUGUAUAUUUACCAGAAUAAUCCAGUUUAAGUCAAAUGUAUUCAAAUUUGUAGCAGGCCUAAUACAUCUGUAAGGACUGCAAUGUUAUUCAUAUGAACGGUAGAUGGCGUAUUAGCCCUUAUGAAAAUAGAUGAUCUUGGCUCCGUAAUUCAAAAAUAUUUCGACGUUCUACAGUUGUUUUAGUAAAAGUAAUAAUAUGCUUCAUUCAGUUAGUCUAAUUAUUUCGCAUCUUUAGCAUAUCAGUCAAUCCUGUUAAAACAUUUCAAUUCCCCAGUGCUGUACAGGCAACCAUGUAACAAACAUUAUUGUCUUUUUAUAUAUAUGUUGAUAUUUGAGAAAUAAUGAAAUACGCUACGUGCAAGGCAAGUCAUGGCAUGAAUAAAACUGAUUUUAUCCUAUGC
Molecule: messenger RNA, 2103 nt
Organism: Hypomesus transpacificus
Lineage: Eukaryota; Metazoa; Chordata; Actinopteri; Osmeriformes; Osmeridae
Product: phosphatidylinositol 4-phosphate 5-kinase-like protein 1
Exons: 11
Coding region: 122-1549 (475 amino acids)
Biological process (GO): phosphatidylinositol metabolic process
Molecular function (GO): phosphatidylinositol kinase activity
Source: RefSeq, a predicted model, not a curated record